GAGCGGCGGGUAGCAUGGCGGCCGCCGCCAUGGCGCGGGGCGGGCUGCGGCGUAGGCCCAGCUGCCGCAUGGCCGGGGCGGCGGGCGCCGGGCUCCCGUGGCCGGGGGUCGGCGGCGGGAGGGCGGCGGCGGCGGGGGGCUGGAGCCGCCCGGCUCCCGGAGGAGAGGUGCAGUACUGCGCCGAGCUGGUGCGAAAGCGUGACUAUGAAGGGUUUCUGUGUUCUCUGCUGUUGCCUGCAGAAUCUCGAACCUCUGCUUUUGCCUUGAGAGCCUUCAAUGUGGAACUGGCUCAGAUUAAAGAUUCCAUAACUCAGAAAACUACAGGUUUGAUGCGAAUGCAGUUCUGGAGGGAGGCUGUGGAAGAUAUAUACUGCGAUAACCCACCACAUCAGCCGGUUGCUACAGAACUGUGGAGGGCUGUCAAGAGGCAUAACUUGACUAAAAUGUGGUUCAUGAAGAUCAUUGAUGAAAGAGAGAAGAAUUUGGAUGAUAGACCGUACCGCAAUAUCCAGGAGCUUGAAACGUAUGCUGAGAACACUCAGAGUGCUGUCUUGUACCUCACCUUGGAAAUGCUGGGUGUGAGAGACAUCCAUGCUGACCAUGCAGCCAGUCACAUUGGGAAAGCCCAAGGCAUAGUUACCUGUUUAAGAGCAACUCCGUAUCAUAGUACAAGACAAAAAGUCUUUCUUCCCAUGGACAUUUGUAUGUUGCAUGGAGUUUCACAAGAGGAUUUCAUAAGACGCAAGCAAGAGAAAAAUGUGAGAGAUGUAAUUUAUGACAUUGCCAGCCAGGCCCAUAUUCAUCUAGAACAUGCUAGAUCUUUCAGUAAGAAAGUUCCUGUGAAGGCAUAUCCUGCUUUUCUCUGUACGGUUGCUUUAGAUGAUUAUUUAUGUAAUAUGCAAAAAGUGGACUUCAAUAUAUUUCAUCCAGGUUUACAAAAGAAGCGAACACUAUUACCAUUGCAUUUAUAUAUUAGAUCUUGGAAAAAAACAUAUUAAAGUUUUUUUAAUAUGG
Tyto alba (common barn owl) is the source of this 1014-nucleotide messenger RNA. It is a transcript of the gene NDUFAF6, whose product is annotated as NADH:ubiquinone oxidoreductase complex assembly factor 6. The record is from RefSeq and is a predicted model, not a curated record. The transcript is spliced from 9 exons. Gene Ontology annotation, biological process: mitochondrial respiratory chain complex I assembly; biosynthetic process. NCBI's taxonomy places the organism in Eukaryota, Metazoa, Chordata, Aves, Strigiformes, Tytonidae. The coding region runs from base 15 to 998 and encodes 327 amino acids. Gene Ontology annotation, cellular component: mitochondrion.